AUGGCCGACGCUGAAGAGAAAUGGCGCAAAUGCGCAUUUUGCGAGCGACGGUUCACGAAGGUCGAACACCUCAAGCGACAUCAGAGAUCACACACUGGAGAAAAGCCGUUCAAAUGCCCUAAGUGCGAUCAACGAUAUGCGCGAAGUGACGUUCUGGCAAGACAUAUACAGAACCACCCAAGGAGAAUGUACCGAAGCAGAGUGACCAAGCCGGUUCCCAUUACAGGGACCAACCAGCAAUCAACUUCGACUUCUGUAGACGAUAUCCAACGAGAUAGAAAUUCGCAACAAGCAGGAAUAGUAGCACCUCUCACAGCCAUCAAUAACCCAGACAGUGAUGCGGGAGUGCAGGACAACACAUCAUCUACCAGCAAUUCUCCGGUUGAUGCGAUCUAUGAACAUAUAUCAACCUCAAAUAUUGUUCUCCCCGUGGAUGAAUGGCUUUCAGCUCCAACGAAACGGGUUAAUGGCAAGGGCGAACGCUUAUUCGUCCCCCAACAGAUGGAAGAAUCCAAUGCUUGUCAUCGUCCUGUAGCAGAGGACUCCCCAAACUACGACUCUUCUUCAUUCAGACACUAUGCUCCACUUCUGGAUCAGUCGAUAGUCCACUCCCUGGCCAUUAUCUACUACAUUGUACCCUUGCUACGACCUCAGUGA
Molecule: messenger RNA, 657 nt
Organism: Penicillium canescens
Lineage: Eukaryota; Fungi; Ascomycota; Eurotiomycetes; Eurotiales; Aspergillaceae
Product: C2H2-type zinc finger protein
Exons: 3
Coding region: 1-657 (218 amino acids)
Biological process (GO): regulation of transcription by RNA polymerase II
Cellular component (GO): chromatin
Molecular function (GO): DNA-binding transcription factor activity, RNA polymerase II-specific; RNA polymerase II cis-regulatory region sequence-specific DNA binding
Source: RefSeq, a predicted model, not a curated record